Miniopterus natalensis is the source of this 3650-nucleotide messenger RNA. Lineage: Eukaryota; Metazoa; Chordata; Mammalia; Chiroptera; Miniopteridae. The record is from RefSeq and is a predicted model, not a curated record.
AUGUGGCGCCUGGUGCCCCCGAAGCUGGGCCGCCUGUCCCGCUCGCUGAAGCUGGCGGCGCUGGGCAGCCUGCUGGUGCUGAUGGUGCUGCACUCGCCGUCGCUGCUCGCCUCCUGGCAGCGCAACGAGCUGGCCGACCGGCGCUUCCUGCAGCUCAAUAAGUGCCCGGCGUGCUUCGGCACGAGCUGGUGCCGCCGCUUCCUCAACGGGCAGGUGGUGUUCGAGGCGUGGGGCCGCCUGCGCCUGCUGGACUUCCUCAACGUGAAGAACGUGUACUUCGCGCAGUACGGCGAGCCCCGCGAGGGCGGCCGCCGCCGCGUGGUGCUCAAGCGCCUGGGCUCGCAGCGCGAGCUGGCGCAGCUCGACCAGAGCAUCUGCAAGCGGGCCACCGGCCGGCCGCGCUGCGACCUGCUCCAGGCCAUGCCGCGCACCGAGUUCGCGCGGCUCAACGGCGACGUGCGGCUGCUCACGCCCGAGGCGGAUGUCUUCAUCAGAAUCUCUUAUAAUAGUAAGAUAAUUCUUUUGUAGAGUUUUCCGUCUGAUGAAGGUUGGCCAUUUGCAAAGUAUCUUGGAGCUUGUGGAAGGAUGGUGGCUGUAAACUACGUUGGAGAAGAGCUGUGGAGCUACUUCAACGCACCUUGGGAGAAACGAGUUGACCUUGCCUGGCAGUUAAUGGAAAUUGCAGAGCAGCUUACAAACAAUGACUUUGAGUUUGCGCUCUACCUGCUGGACGUCAGCUUCGACAACUUCGCAGUGGGGCCUCGAGAUGGGAAGGUGAUCAUUGUGGAUGCUGAAAAUGUUCUGGUUGCCGACAAAAGGCUAAUCAGACAAAAUAAACCUGAAAAUUGGGAUGUGUGGUAUGAAAGCAAAUUUGAUGACUGUGAUAAGGAGGCUUGCUUGUCUUUUUCAAAAGAAAUUCUUUGUGCUCGUGCCACUGUGGACCACAAUUAUUAUGCUGUUUGUCAGAACCUCUUGUCCAGACAUGCCACCUGGCGUGGUACUUCUGGAGGACUCCUUCAUGACCCGCCGGGGGAAAUUGCCAAAGACGGCCGGCUGGAGGCCUUGCUGGACGAGUGCGCCAACCCGAAGAAGCGCUACGGCAGAUUCCAGGCCGCGAAAGAGCUGCGCGAGUACCUGGCACAGUUGAGUAACAACGUGAGGUAGUGGAUGGGCAGCUUCCCUGUCCUCCGCCUAAAUAGCGCUGGCUGACACAGCCACCAAAAGCUAUCUAGAAAAAAGAAAUCUGGAAGUAGUACAGUCAGAGGAAGGUAAACGUGUACUGAUACAUCUUAUGUGAACAUCCAUCAAAAGAAGACGUUUCUUUAAAAAACCAUAUGGUUCUUCUGCAGAUCAGUUUGUUCUACACUUUGGAAUCGUGCGCUGUGACUGCUUUGCCCCUUGAAUGCCUGAGUGCACUAAUGAACAUUGUGAAGCUAUUGGAAAUGAAUCUGAUAGCUACAUUGGCUUGUGUAUCAAAGGGUACUUGGUACUUGACUUGUUUGCAUUACUAUCAUGAUUUUGUGAAUCUCUUACAUUUACGUUGAAUGUCAAGUUCGAUUUGGCCUGUUUUAUAGGCUACUUUUUCCUUCCAAUGUGUAGGGUUUUUUUGUUUGUUUUUGCAUUUUUGUGUUUUUCAUUGUGGUACACAUUCGGGUUACUGUAGGUGCUCAUUUAAACUUGAGCUGAUUUUCAUUCAGUGCUGAGCAGCACAUACCUAUUCUCUGUUAGGGCAGAUUCCCAGGUUUACUCUGUUUUUUCAGAAAGUCGAAUAUUUUAUUAUGUAAAUACUUUUCUUCCUGUUUUCUGUGGUUUUACCACAGCAUGAGGUCAUUUAAGGUUAUUUAACAUUACAUCACUCUGUGCCAGUAAUUAGUGUCCACUAAACAUGAAGUUGGCCUAUGUUGCAAAAAUAUCGUUCUGUCCUUUAAAGGCUUUGAGAAGAGAGUGUUAGCAGUUUUCACCUUGAUGUUAAUUUUGAGAGAAAAAGAUAACCCAGUAUUUUUCAAAUGCUAACUAGUGCAAGAUAGUAAUGCAUAUGCCAAAGAAAUAUUAGACCUAGUCCCAUGGUUAGAGUUUAAAAUUGGUCACGCACUCAUUCUUACUGUCUCACUUACAGUACUUUUUUGUCAUUAAAUUCAAAUCUCCCUGGCUGUUCUUUUAUGUUAAAAGUUAAGGUACUGCCUCCCAGCAUAGGUAACUUAAAGAUAUUCUACCUUUUAUUCAUCAGCAGUUUUGCAAAAUUUACCAUGGUUGUCAUCAUUUGAGUUUAAUCAGGCAUUGUGACUUUUCAUUAACUGAUGGACAAGUAAUUUUUACUGUCGCCAGUCUGCCCAACUUGGUGUUCAUUACCCAGUUGUUAAACAUCAAAACAGCAAAGUUUAAGUAUGUGGGUAAAAAUACGUGAAAUUUGUGGGCUGUUUUUAAAUUACAAUGGACACAUAUUGACGAUCACUAUCUUAUAUUAUUUCUGUUUGAAGUUGUUACUUUUUCAGAUGGCAAAGUUUGGUGUAGUGUGCAGUAUCUAAUUCUAGACUGACCUGGUUUUUAAUCAGAAAGCGAUUAAAAUAUGCACAGCCAAAGCCAGGUUUUCCUUCUGUUUCUCAUGCAUUCAGCAACUAUUUAUUGAGCAUCUGCUCUGUGCCAGGCGUAUUACCAGCUGCUACACACUGUCUGAACAUGACAUGGCUAGGUAACUACAGUGAUUAUCAGAUACUUUAAUGUAGGCAUUUCUUAAGUGAAAUAGCAUUCAUUAAAUUAGGGUGAUGCUUUCAUGUUAUUUUAUUAUUGUGGUGGAAAUUCUACUUGUUCCGUCUGUAACCAGGUUGCUAUAAAAAGAGCAGCACGUUCUUAAUAAAGGUAAUCCCAGGUUAGAACCGGGAGAAGGUACGAUCUCCGCAUUGUGAAAUAGAUUGCAGUAUGCUAGCUGUUACAUCUACAUCAGUGUGUUACGUGUAUCAACUAGCCCUCAAACGUUUCAGUGCUGGAAAGUUUACUGUGCUGACGUUUGACUACUUUGGAAAACUUUUGAGGGGAACAGGUAAAAUUACUUGUCAGACAUUCAAGCCUCUUACUCAAAACUUCAAACAAAAUACACACUUUCAAAACUGAGCACCUUUUAUGUUGGGUAAGUAUUCAUUACCAACGUGGGCUGCCGGUCACAGAGGGGUUGUCUUUCUGUGGUUGAGCAAACGCUUAUCUUACUUUUUGGAAGAGAUUGUGAUUGCAGAGUAGGAAGUGAGAAGACAGCUGCCAGCAGGGAUCCUGCUUGAGGCAGUUUCCCUGUGAGAUUAUGUGGAAUUUCUUUUAUCUUGGAAGAGGUUGAGAAGACAGUAAAAGAGUUAGGAAUUUAACAGGGAAAGUGAUGUAUGUGAAAAGCAAUAAAUAUUUUGUUCACUUUGCUAUCAAGAUAUUCACUAUCAGAUAUUUAUUAUACAGCAGCAAUUUAUAUUUUUAAUCAUUGCCCAUUAAUAGACGCAGUAAAAUAUUUUUGAAUCAGACAUUUGGGGUUUGUAUGUGCAUUAAAGUUGUCUUUUGUACUGUAAGUUACUGUUUAAUUUGAAUAUUUUAUCAAAACUGUCUCCCUGUGCCUUUACACUAUAAAGUUGUUUCUGCAACUUUAAUGCUCUUAAUAAAGAGUACUUUAAGAAACA